Messenger RNA from Lycium barbarum (goji berry), 3344 nucleotides. RefSeq lists its product as uncharacterized. NCBI's taxonomy places the organism in Eukaryota, Viridiplantae, Streptophyta, Magnoliopsida, Solanales, Solanaceae. Bases 1 to 2760 code for a protein of 919 amino acids. The transcript has 13 exons. The record is from RefSeq and is a predicted model, not a curated record. Gene Ontology annotation, biological process: peptidyl-serine phosphorylation; mRNA cis splicing, via spliceosome; peptidyl-threonine phosphorylation. Gene Ontology annotation, molecular function: ATP binding; protein serine/threonine kinase activity.
AUGACUGGUUAUAACCGGAGCCUUGAGGCUGACAAGAUCGGCCUUAGUAGGGAUAAAGCCCAGUUUUUCUCGAGGCUAGAUGAGCUCGAGACCACGGUUUCCCGACUCCGGGGGGAACUGGACUUGGUGAAGGCCGAUACUACAGGUUUGGCCGAGAGGAACCAGCGACUUGAGUCCGAGGCUGCUUUGUCCAACGAGGGCAGGAGGGUGUUCGAGGAGAAAGCCGAGGAGCGGUCUCGGAUAUGUGAAGGCCUAAGACCUGAGCUCGAGGAGGAAAUUAUUGCCAAUGACGGCCUUAAGGCCGAGCUAGAGGCGACCACCCGUAGGAGAGGUGUCCUUGAGGAGAACCGGGAAUUGCAUUACAUAGAUGAACUGGAUUCUAAACCAUACAAGGUUCAAGUAAGUCGAAAGCAAAUGAGCAGCGAUGACUACGACGCAAGUGAUUUGCAGGAUCAAAGAAAAUCUUGGAAGAGGCAUAGGGUCACAUCUUCUCAUGAUGAAGAGGUACCUGGAGGAAGAUGGCGAUGCGGAAGCAUUUUGGAGGAGUCACUUAAGUCUCACAAGCAAGAUGAUGAUGCAUAUGAGAUGGAAAGGAGAAGAUAUACAAGUAGUAACUUGGAUGAUGAUAGAAUUGGACAUUUCAGGGAUUAUCGACAUCGAAGUCGGGAGUCUUCAAGGGAGCAUAAAUCUAGUUAUAGUAGACGCAAGAGAGAAAAAGAUAGGGAGCAAGAGUUGGCUAGAAAAAGCGAGAGGGAGAGGGAAAGAGAGCGGGAGAGAGACAGAGACAAAGGGAGAGAGAGGAAAACAGAGAAAGCUCGUUAUGGAGAACGGGAAUAUGGGAGGGAGCGGGACAGAGAGGGAGAUACUUUCAGGGAGAGGGAGGAGAGAAGAAGGAAGAAUAGGGACAGGGAAAGCAGAGGAACAAGCAGGGUGGGACAUAGGGAUAUAUAUAGUGAUAGGUCCAGUAGGCAGCAGAGAUAUGAUGACCUUGACGAUGAUGCCUCCAAUCUUUCCUGGGAACCUGCUUACAAAGGUUGGAUUUGGGAUUCAAAUCCUAACAAUGUUUACCAUCGACAUAAUAGACAUUAUGAGACUGACAUUUUGAGAGACAGGACAGCUGAUCUCUCAAAAGCUGAAAAGCAAAAAACUGUAGAGACAGAGAGUGAAAAACCUAAAAGAGAUGAAGUUGAACAGGAGGAUCAUCAGGAAAAAAUUGCUUUCCAACUUUCUGAACAGGAAGAAGAAGAAGAACUUGAGAGAAUUAAGGAGGAGAGCAGAAGGCGCAGGCAAGCUAUUCUUGAAAAGUAUAAGCACCAACCUUCACAGAAGGAACAAAUGGCUCAAUUAGGAGACAACGCUGAGGUUCAUGCGGAUCAGUCUACUGAGAAGCGUGCAGCUGGAGAUAAUGUUUUACUAGAGCCCGUUGAUGGUCCAACCAAUGGUGCAGAUGUCCAUGUUGAUGAGCCAGCAUUUUCAGCUGGGAUAUCACCUUUGAAAGGCGGUCAUAAUGCUGAUGAGAAGGCUUCCAAAGCUGGUGGACUCAGACCGGGUACUCCAGAGAGAGCGAGGUCGGGUGAUAUGUUUUCUGACGAUAUAUUUGGAGAAUCACCUGUUGCCGCCAUCAGGAAAAUGGGCAAAGGAGAUGGCCUGCCGAUUGAGCGCAGUUACCUUCAGGAUAACUGCGAUGAUCCAGAAGGGUAUUAUAGCUAUCGCUUCGGAGAAAUUCUUGAUGGCCGUUAUGAGAUUCUUGCUGCUCAUGGGAAAGGCGUCUUUUCUACUGUUGUUCGGGCUAAAGAUUUGAAGGCUAGGCCUGGCUACCCGGAAGAAGUAGCAAUAAAAAUCAUUCGUAAUAAUGAAACGAUGGAUAAAGCGGGUAUUGAAGAGUUGAAAAUAUUGAAUAAGCUAGUUGGUGCAGAUCCUGAAGGCAAGCGCCACUGUGUUCGUUUAAUUUCUGACUUCAAGUACCGGUAUCAUCGUUGUCUAGUUUUUGAGUCUCUUCAUAUGAAUCUGCGUGAGCUCCAGAAGAAGUUUGGGCGUAACAUUGGACUCCACCUCAGUGGUGUGAGGUCUUAUGCGAAGCAACUUUUCAGUGCUUUGAAACAUCUAAAGAGUUGCAGUGUGCUUCAUUGUGAUAUUAAACCUGACAACAUCUUGGUAAAUGAAGCGAAAGACGUGCUGAAGCUUUGUGACUUUGGUAAUGCUAUGUUUGCUGCUGUUGGCAAAAACGAUGUUACUCCAUAUCUCGUGAGCCAUUUUUACCGCGCCCCAGAGAUCAUACUUGGCCUGCCAUACGAUCAUUCGAUGGAUAUUUGGUCAGUAGGUUGCUGUCUGUUCGAGCUUUAUGCUGGGAAAAUCUUAUUUCCAGGUUGUUCUAAUAAUGAGAUGCUCCGUCUUCAUAUGGAACUGAAAGGUCCAUUUCCGAAGAAGAUUCUUAGAAAGGGUGAAUUUACACAUUUACAUUUUGACCAAGAUCUCAAUUUCCUUGCCACUGAAGAGGAUCCUGUUACAAAGAAGGCUAUAAAAAAGCUGAUUGUCAACAUCAAGCCGAAAGAUUUCAGUUCAGUAAUUUCAGGUUAUCCGGGUGAAAAUUUGAAGAUGUUGGCUCGCUUCAGAGAUUUAAUGGAGAGAAUCUUUGUGGUAGAACCCGCAAAGAGAAUCACUGCAUCCCAGGCAUUAAAACACCCAUUCAUCACAACAAAUUAUGAUGGCGGGAAUCAACUAUUCCCAAAUGGUAUUUUGAAAGUUAAUUCACAUUUUUAGGUGCUUAAUUAGUCGAUUCAUUCCUGCUACUACUAUGUUGUCUUUGAUUUUUAUUCUUCGUACUCAACUGACUGCUUCUGAACAGAAAUUGUAUUUUAUUAUUUUCUCAGUUAAUAAAUUAUGUUUGUUGCUUGUGCAUCAUUCCAGACAUCGAUUUUAAAUUAUUUUGGAGCAUGAGUAGCUGGUCCUUAUAUAAUCUUUUGAAAGAUAAUAUGUUUUGGUCGCUUUAUUUUUUAUUUUAUUUUUAAAUUUCAACUAAUAAACAUUCUAAACUAAUUUUCUUGGUGCUGGUUCAAGCUUAGCUAUCAGUUAUUUUCCAUUUGAUAACACUAAGCAUAAGAAGGCUACAAUGUAAAGUUGACAACUUUUUGUUCUUCUUAUAAGUACUUCCCCAUGUAUAAUAGUUUUAAUUGCAAACUUGCAUUCUGUAAUAAUUAAUUGUCAACAGAUGACCCAUUGAAUUUCUUUCUUAUUUCCAGAAUUGAUUAAUAUUCUUUUCUUUCUGAAUGCUCAGUAGUUCAUCUCUUAGGUUCCCAAAUUUUAGAGAAACUAUAUGAGGACGAUAAAUGUAUCUAAUAUUAUAA